Messenger RNA from Paramecium tetraurelia, 1242 nucleotides. RefSeq lists its product as uncharacterized. Gene Ontology annotation, biological process: attachment of GPI anchor to protein; protein localization to cell surface. Lineage: Eukaryota; Ciliophora; Oligohymenophorea; Peniculida; Parameciidae. The transcript has 4 exons. Gene Ontology annotation, cellular component: GPI-anchor transamidase complex; membrane. The record is from RefSeq and is a predicted model, not a curated record.
AUGUAUAGAAUUGUUUUAGCAUUAAAGUGUUUACUCUGGUUUCUAGGAAAAUGGGAAGUGGAUUUGACUUGGCUGCCUUACUUCUCAAAUCCAUAUACCUAAUAUAGUAACAUUAGGGAAGCAAAAUAUCUCUUGGCAAAUAACUACAAUCCAUAUAAUACAGAUGGGAUAUUUUAAAAGCCCUUAGUUGUUUAUGGAUUAAUUUAUAUUGACAAUGAUCACAUAUUUCUGAUAGUCGAUAUUUUGAUAAGCUUUUUGAUUGUGCAAUUAUUUGGGGCAAAGUAAGGAUAUAGGAAAUCUAUUUUGCUAUUUUACCAUUUGAAUCCGAUUACUUUUGCAAACAUUAUAUUAAAGAAUACAAACGCAUUCGAUCACUUAUUUUUGCUGUUGACUAUAUACUCAGCACUAAAAAUUAGACUUCUUUCCCCAAUAUUAUUUGGAUUUUUACUAUAUUUAAAUCCAUAAUAUUUUAUUGUGUUAGCUGCAAUUUCAGUAAUCUUCAGAAGAGAAUCCUCUACCACAUCAAAAUUUGCACUUACUUUGAUAGCAUUUCUAUUAGUGAGUGUUCUGACUAUUGGUUGUUUAUUAUAUGCCUCAUAGCAAAUAACUGGAGAUUGGAAAUUUGUUCAAAAAACCUAUAUCGAUUAUUACUUCCCUAAAGAUCAUAGACCAACAAUAGGAUUUUUAUGGGCAUUAUUUUCAGGAUUAUUUUCAAAGUAUAAGUCUUUAUAUCAUGCUUUUUUUAUGUUGUUACCAUCUUGCUAUAUUCUACCUUUGUAUAAUUUAUUUGUGAAAUAUGCUAAAAGAGAGAAAGAGUAUCUUGGAUUUAUGAUUGGAGUUUCUUUGUUUUGCAGUUUCUUGUACUUUCAAUAUAUUGCCAUAUCAGAUUUGAUCAUAAUCUUUAUACUUCUAUUCUAAAGAUAUGACUGGCUAUUCAAUUCAUUGCCAACAAUAGUUAUUGUUCAUGCCGGAUGCUUAAUAUUAUUCUUAGGAGGUGGCUUAUAACUAACUUGGACUCAUUCUUUUACAGGAAAUCCAAAUUUCACAUUCUUUUAGGUUUUUGUGUCAUAUGUGUUUUAUGUGAUUUUGGUAUCUGAAGGAGUGAGAGAAAUGUUGAAGUUCAGAACAAUAUAAAAGAAAGAAGAGAAGGAGAAAAUGAAAUAAGAUGAAGAGGAGGAAAAAUUAGAGAGAGAGGAGAAAGAGGAUGAUUAAAUUGGUAAAACUAAAGUGAAAGGAGAUUGA